Molecule: messenger RNA, 4741 nt
Organism: Echinops telfairi (small Madagascar hedgehog)
Lineage: Eukaryota; Metazoa; Chordata; Mammalia; Afrosoricida; Tenrecidae
Gene: GEMIN5
Product: gem nuclear organelle associated protein 5
Exons: 22
Coding region: 94-3546 (1150 amino acids)
Molecular function (GO): protein binding
Source: RefSeq, a predicted model, not a curated record
GCUUCAUGGGAAGGGCAAAAUCAUUCAAGAAUUGUGUUCAAUUUGUGUCCUUUACAAACUGACGACAACAAAAAGCUCCUCCUUUCCACGUCGAUGGAUAGAGACAUCAAAUGUUGGGACAUGUCGACCCUAGAGUGCUGCUGGACGCUGCCUUCCCUUGGUGGGUUUGCCUAUAGUCUGGCUUUCUCUCCUGUGGACACCGGCUGUUUAGCCAUCGGCGUUGGGGACGGCAUGAUCCGAGUAUGGAAUACACUCUCCUUAAAGAACAACUAUGAUGUGAAAAGUUUCUGGCAAGGUGUCAAGUCCAAGGUUACAGCGCUGUGCUGGCACCCAACCAAGGAAGGUUGCCUCGCCUUUGGAACUGACGAUGGCAAAGUGGGCUUGUAUGACACCUAUUCCAGCAAACCACCACAGAUUUCUAGCACGUAUCAUAAGAAGACUGUGUACACUCUGGCCUGGGGACCCCCACUACCGCCUGUGUCCCUCGGAGAAGGAGACAGACCUUCCCUCACGCUAUACAGCUGCGGAGGAGAGGGGAUUGUUUUACAGCAUAACCCCUGGAAGCUUAGUGGAGAGGCCUUUGACAUCAACAAACUCAUCAAGGACACCAAUUCAACCAAAUACAAGUUGCCAGUACACACAGAGAUCAGCUGGAAAGCAGAUGGCAAAAUCAUGGCUCUUGGCAACGAAGAUGGAUCAAUAGAAAUAUUUCAGGUCCCCAACUUGAAACUGAUCUGUACCAUCCAGCAGCAUCACAAGCUUGUGAACACCAUCAGCUGGCACCACGAGCACGGCAGCCAGCCAGACCUGAGCUACCUGGUGGCCUCGGGGUCCAACAGCGCUGUCAUUUAUGUGCACCACCUGAAGACUGCCGUAGAGGGCAAUCUGGAGUCACCAAUAACCAUCACAGAGCCAUACCGGACUCUCUCAGGGCACACGGGCAAGAUUACCAGCCUGGCUUGGAGCCCACACCAUGACGGAAGGCUGGUGUCUGCUUCCUACGAUGGAACGGCCCAGGUGUGGGACACUCUUCAAGAAGAGCCUCUGUGCAAUUUCCGAGGACAUCGCGGGCGCCUGCUCUGUGUGGCCUGGUCCCCCUUGGAUCCAGACUGUAUCUACUCCGGGGCAGAUGAUUUCUGCGUUUAUAAAUGGCUCGUCUCCAUGCAGGUCCACUCCCGGCCGCCUCAAGGCAAAAAAAGCAUUGAACUAGACAAAAAAAGACUCACUCAACUUAAAGCAAAACCCAAAAAGAAGAAGCAGCCCCCCACACGAGUGCUGGUGAAACAGGAGGCUCCGAGCGGAAAUGAAGAGAUGAGGAAGGAGAGUCCGGGACCUGUGGAGAACGGAUUUUCGGACGCCGAUGGGGAGGCCGACGCCGGGGAGCCCAAGGUGCCCUGCAGCCUUGAGUCGGCAGCGUCUACAGAACCAGUUGUCUACUCCCCAGCUUCCUUGGGCUUUGAAAGGUCGAAAGCCAUCAUUAAUAACAAAAUAACAUUGCCAAAAAAGGAAUCGCCUAAAGAGAAACCAGCUUUGCUCAAGAAGAGAAAAGCACGCUCCAUGCUGCCACUGAGUACCAGCUUGGACCACAAGUCCAAAGAGGAGCUUCAUCAGGACUGUUUGGUAUUAGCAACUGCAAAACACUCCAAAGAGCUGCAUGAGGACGUGGCUGCUGCCCUUGAGGGUCGCUAUCACCUGGGGCUUUUCACCAACAGGGCCACCCUGUACAAGAUGAUGGAGCUCGAAGGGAAAGGUCACUUGGAAAAUGGCCACCCUGAGUUAUUUCACCAGCUCAUGCUUUGGAAAGGAGACCUGAAGGGCGUUCUCCAGACGGCGGCAGAGAGAGGGGAGCUGACAGACAGUCUUGUGGCCAUGGCACCAGUCGCUGGCUACCACGUGUGGCUGUGGGCCGUGGAAGCUUUUGCCAAACAGCUGUGUUUUCAGGAUCAGUAUGUCAAGGCUGCCUCCCACCUGCUUUCCAUCCACAAAGUGUAUGAAGCUGUGGAGCUUCUCAAGGCCAACCAUUUCUACAGGGAAGCUAUUGCCAUUGCCAAAGCCCGGCUGCGCCCAGAAGACCCAAUCCUGAAGGACCUGUACCUGAGCUGGGGGGCCGUCCUGGAAAAAGAUGGCCAUUAUGCCAUGGCUGCCAAGUGCUAUUUAGGGGCCGCUUGUACUUAUGAUGCAGCCAAAGUUUUGGCCAAAAAGGGAGAUGCAGCCUCCCUUAGAACAGCUGCUGAGCUGGCUGCCAUCGUCGGAGAAGAGGAGUUGUCGGCCUCACUGGCCCUCAGAUGUGCCCAAGAGCUGCUUCUGGCCAGGAACUGGGUGGGAGCCCAAGAAGCCCUGCAGCUCCACGAAAGUCUAAAGGGUCAGAGACUAGUGUUUUGCCUUCUUGAGCUACUGUCCAAACACCUGGAGGAAAGGCAGCUUUUCGAGUCUACAAGCUCCUCUCUCUACCAUGCUUGGACCACUGAGCCCAAAGGGCCCUUCUCAGAGAGAGUAGCUGCCGUGUGGAGGAGCGCCUUUGGCCUGGACACUCCCGAGCAGUAUCAGGCGGUAUUUCAGAAGCUGCAGAGUAUCAAGUACCCAUCUGCUACGAACAACACACCCUCCAAACAGCUCCUGCUCCAAGUUAGCCACGACUUGACCUUGGCGGUGCUGAGCCAGCAGGUGGCUUCCUGGGAGGAGGCAGUGAAGGCACUGCUGCGGGCAGUACUCCGGAGCUACGAGUCGGGAAACUUCGCCAUCAUGCAGGAACUGUACUCGGCCUUUCUUCCUGAGGGCUGUGACCCUCUGAGAGCGAAACUGGGUGACCCUCAUUCCCCAGGCAUGGCAGCUUUCGCAAGCUUGGAGGCCUUUUUGGCUUAUGGACGGCUGUAUGAGUUCUGGUGGUCUCUCUCCAGGCCUUACUCCGAGCCCAGUGUCUGGGUCAGUGUGGAUCACAGUAGGAAAGUGGUUGAGUGCAGCCUGCAGGUGGAUGAUGCCAGCCCUGAGGAGGCCGAACCCAGGGCUUCCGGUCAGCCAGAGCUAAGUCGGCCCCCCGCGCUGGGCUUGAAACUCACAGAAGAGAGUGAGCGGGUGCUGGGCACUUGUCGGGAGCUCGUAUCAGAACAACGUGCCAGUCUCCAGAGCUCGCAGAGAACCGUCGCUGAAGUCCAGGAGACCUUGGCGGAAAUGAUCCGCCAGCACCAGAAGAGUCAGCUCUGUAAGCCCACCGUGAACGGUCCUGACUCCAGUGAGUCUGCGCAGAAGGCAGAAAACCCCCUCUCUGGUCCUCAGGGCCAGAGUAGUAAAGAAGACGAAACCAAACCCGUUUCUCUGCCUGAACUAACUAAAAGACUGACAGAGGCAAAUGAGAGGAUGGCUCAGUUUCCUGAGAGCAUUAAGGCCUGGCCCUUCCCAGAUGUGCUGGAGUGCUGCGUCGUCCUGCAUCACAUUGACACCCAGCAUCCUGGCUGUGUGGCCCCAGAGAUGAAGCAACAGGCCCAAGAACUUCUUCAGAAAUACGGCAAGGCUGAGGUUUACAAAAGAUACUGCCGGGCCUGCACGUGAACAUUCAAGGACCUCUGAGAAAUGGCCACAUUCGCAACAUGUAAUGCCUUGCAGCUCUGCGUCCAUACCUCGCCCAGCAUUUGUAACUCUGGCCCUGGGUCCUGUUCCAGUGACUCCAAACCACGAGGCUCCGGUUGGGAUCAAUGCUAGCCUCAGAUGCCAGGGCGUCUGACUUUGGUUAUCACGCUGGGUCCUUGGGACCCAAUUCGGUUUCCCACUGGAGGAAGGAGCCUGGGAAGCCGGCAUUCCUUUUACUCCGAAAAGCACCUGGCCAGGGGGGUGUUGGUCAUUUGUAAGGCCUUAAGCAGGUUUCUCCUAAAAAGGAGAAAUGUUUUUAAUCACCCAAAGUGUUAUCUUCUUAGACACAGCUAGCUACCUUUAUAAAUACUCUCCCCAACCGUAAACAAGUCUUUGUUGGUAGAGAAUAGUCAAGUUGUGUGUGUUUUGUUAACCUGGGUCUUCCCCGUCUGCCCUUUCAGUGAUAGGAGAUUGACCUUACCCAUCAUUUUGACUACUUACCAACCCCUCUUUUUGAACUUUAGGUCUAAAAUGUGUGUGUUUUUUGUUUUGUUUUGUUUUGUUUUUUCAUUUUAUGUAAUUGUUUCUUUGGACAAAUCACUCACUAAAGCUUUAGAAGAACAGGUGAUGUACUUGACUGUGAUCUUGCUGUUUUAUAGGGAGUGAUUGGUGGUGAUCCAAGAGCUCAGGAAGAAAGUCCUUGUCAUUGGCUCUCUUCCUUUUUCUAGGUUCACAGGGCUGUUGGAGAAUGAGAGUAAAGUCACAGGACCGCUUUGAAGAAAAAUGUUAUGUUCCUAAUUUUGCAUAUUGUUGGAACACUGGACUUCAACUUUAGUUUAAUGAACCUGUAAAAUCAUUUAAUCAUAAAUACCUGCUCUUCCCCCUCCCCCCCCCUUUGGUUAUUGAAGCCAUUCAACAAUGUCAGGAACAGAUGUUUCCAUAUUGUUACAGUUGCUAGAAUGUAAAAUCAGAUGAGUAGGAGAGGGCUGUUCCUUCUCAAUAACUGAACUAUGUUUUGUGUGUGUGACAGCUUUUCUGCUUGGGUGCUUAGUUGAUUUUUUUGAUUUUUUUAUUUUUUAUGAGGAUUGGUGUGGCUUAGGACAACAAGAAUAAAUUUUAUUAUCAAGCGCUCUCUCUAGGAAAUAAAAGGUUUAAAAGGCAGGAUUCAAAAUUCUAA